UCGGCCUAUUCUCCAGGUAUAGUUCAGUACAGACUACAGGCUCGACCUAUUCUCCAGGUAUAGUUCAGUACAGACUACAGGUUCGACCUAUUCUCCAGGUAUAGUUCAGUACAGAUUACAGGUUCGGCCUAUUCUCCAGAAAAAAGAAAAAGUUUGAAGCUUUUCAGAUAAAACUUUAAACAAAAUGGAGAAAAAUGAGGGAGAAAAAUCCGUUGUGUCUUUUAAGAAUAUAGGGAGAGAUGAUAGUAAGGAUGAAUUGGAACGGGAGGACAGCAACGACGACAUUAAAUCUCCUAACGAAGACGACAAUAAAACAAAGGUUGUGAAAUCUACGAGUAAUCUUUUUGAAGCCUUGCACGCUGGAAGGCCAAAGGACGAGGAACCUCAUGUGAAGAAAACGAUUAAGAAUAAAAAAGAGAAAACUGAAUAUAUUCUUAGAGUUGAUACGGAUGAACUUGGAAUAGCUGAAGAUGAAUUUGAAGAUCUUCAAAGUCUUUUUCAGUUGUUUGACCAUGAUAUGGACGGAGUACUUAGUAUCCGAGAAGCAUGCAGAAUGCUCAACUGCCUGGGUUUCCCAUCAAAAGAGGAACAGAUAAAGAAUGUAGUUGGAGCUGUGAGUAUCGAUAAAACUGGAUUUUCUCUCUCCUUUAACGAGUUCAUUUCUCUGGUUUCGAUUAAACGAAGAGAGGAUCCGAAUCAAGAAGCGCUAAUGCAGGUCUUCAAAACUUUUGACGACGGAGACGAUGGACGCAUUCAAGAGAUAAAGUUCAGGCAGAUAAUGAAAGGACAACAGGGUCUUGAACCUGAUGAGGUGGAUCUCAUGAUUCAAGAAUACUUUACGUUCACAGGAGAAAAUAGAGAAGAGGAUAAAAGUUUAAACUUUAUCAAUUAUGCCGAGUUUGUGGCAAUGCUGCAAGGAUAACUGCUCAAAAAAGGGAAAAAGUGGAAUUCGAAUUUUCAAGAAUUCUUUCUAAAAAUUGCUCAUUCGUAUCAAAGAUUUAACGUUUUCUUUGUUUCUUUUUUUCGAAUUCAUAUCUUUCUGAUUUUCUUUCUGCUUUUAAUGAUUUAUAAAAAAGGAUGUAUACGAAAUGAAUAUGUGUGUAAAGUGCAUAAAUAUUUAGUUUUUCCAAAAUUGCUCAAAAUAAAUUUAAUACAAAUUUAU
Molecule: messenger RNA, 1162 nt
Organism: Eurytemora carolleeae
Lineage: Eukaryota; Metazoa; Arthropoda; Copepoda; Calanoida; Temoridae
Product: calmodulin
Exons: 12
Coding region: 185-922 (245 amino acids)
Cellular component (GO): cytoplasm
Molecular function (GO): calcium ion binding
Source: RefSeq, a predicted model, not a curated record